AUGGGGCGCUUCUUCACCGAAGAGGAGGUUGAAAAUGCGAGCACGGUUACCGUUAUCGGCUAUAAACUCUAUGAUGAAGUCUUCAAAGGUGAGGACCCAAUCGGCAAAGAAAUGAAGGCGACACGGACAACGAGUUGGGGACCCCGAUAUGACGUGCGCUUGACGGUGAUCGGUGUGAUGGAAGAAAAAGGCGAUGCGAUGGAUACCGAAGGCUGGGAUGAACGUUUUAUCAUUCCCCUCACAACAUUUCAGCAGCGCUUUACCGGACGGAAGGAGGUCGAGCGUAUCCGUGUGGAGGCAGCAAGUCUUGAUGAGGUUGAAAUCGCGAAAGAAGAAGCGAAGCACAUCUUGGGAAGGAUGCACAACAAUUCUGGAGAGGAAUAUCAAUACUGGACAGCGCAGGAGGAAUUGGCAACCGCCGAAAAAAUCGGGGAUACGAUGAAAUAUUUAAUGGGCGGGAUCGCGCUGAUUGCGCUUUUUGUGGCAGGAAUCGGUAUCAUGAAUAUCAUGCUGGUCUCAGUCACAGAACGAACAAAGGAGAUCGGUCUGCGCAAGGCACUUGGGGCAAAGCGGCGCGACAUCUUGAUGCAGUUUCUGAUCGAGGCGUUGGUCUUGAGCAUAACAGGCGGUAUCUUCGGCGCAAUUCUCGGUAUUUUUCUAGGGAAAGGUAGUGCCAUGUUAAUCGCCAAGUUUGUGUGGGAAGGUAGCAAUUGGCCCUCAGUCAUUUCCUACUCUACCAUGAUUAUCGCCAUGGGUGUCUCUGUGAGCAUUGGGGUUAUCUUCGGAUUGUAUCCCGCCUACAGAGCGGCAAUUUUAAUGCCGAUAGAAGCGUUGAGGGAGGUGCCGGGAGAUGAGGGCAUCAAGAUUGCCGGAGAAGAAUUUAAACUUGCCCCCCUUGCUGGAAGAUUUUGGGGACAGCUACUGGACAGCUUGGUCUGCGCUGCCAUCGUCGCUAUUCCGUUUGGUGCCUGGACGCGCAUCGGUCUAGAAGGCACCAAUAUUGUGCUCUGGGUUGCUGCCUCCAUUGCGUUACUGUAUUUACUUUUUCAAGAUGCCCUAAACGGACGGAGCCUUGGUAAACGACUCAUGAAAGCACAAGUCGUUGAUUCAAAGAAGGGCGUGGGAAAAAAGAGGAUCGCAGCUGAUAAACGGAUUGAAGUGGUCAGAAAUGGAGAUUUCCAGAAGUUAAUUAGCGCGACAGGAAAUCUCGAAGCACUCAUUGAUGUCGAAGUUAAGGCAAACGUUGCGGGCGAAAUCGUUAAACUGUAUGUGAAUGAUGGGGACUAUGUUGAGAAGGACCAGAUAUUGCUGGAGAUAGAUCCGGAACAGUACGUCGAAGAAAAGAACCAGGCUGAAGCCGAUGUCAAUACUGCUAGGGCACAACUCAGGCAAGCGGAACUCAGCAUUAUGUUGAAAACCGAAGAGCUUGAUAGCGCACGCCAACAAGCCGAGGAUAAUGUCAAAAUUGUCAGAUCGAAUUUAAGGACAACCUUAGCAACUUCACAAACACAGAUUACUUCGGCUGAAACGGACAUCCAAACGACGCUGAACCAGUUGGAUCAAGAUAAUAUUGCGCUGGAGCAGGCGAAGAUCGAACUCAACCGGGCAGAAAUAAGGCUCGCAGAGCUUGAAACAGAACUUGAGUCCGUCAAAGUGGAGCGAGAUAAUGCCCUAUCUGAAAGGAAUCGGAACAAGGAACUGUUUGAGAAGAAACUGGUUUCUAAGAGGUCCCUGGAGGAGGCGGAAUCGAGAUAUGCGAAUGCAGAAUCGCAAUAUAAGACAGCUGAAAAGCGAUUAGAGUCUCAGCGGCAAACUGUCAAUUCUCAAAAUAAAACUAUCGAUACAAGAAAAAGUGCAAUCGCAAACCGUGAACUAACCAAGACGUAUCGACAACUGAAUUUGAAGGAACUCCAUGAAAUGCGAAAGGCGGCAGAGGAGGAGAAAAACCUCCAACUGCAAAUUGCCCAAACCCGCCUUGCGGAGAUUGAAGAUACUCUCGAAAACGAAAAAACCGUCACUGAACAAGGGGAAGUGAGCGCGCAAGCGAAUCUCCUGCGACGUCGGAGUAGCCUGAAGAACCAAGAGGAAUUUUUGGAAUGGACAACCAUCAAGGCACCGAUGGCUGGCACUGUGACCCUCCUCGAAAUUGAAGAGGGGGAGAUUGUGACCUCCGGUCGCUCGGCAUUCUCGCAGAGUCCACCGUUGAUGACAAUUGCAGAUCUAUCAAAAAUGGUGGUCAAGACCUACAUCAACGAAGUCGAUAUGGAACGACUCGGGAUGAAUCAGAAGGCAAACAUCAAAGCUGACGCAUAUAAGGACAAAAUAUACGAGGGUCGCGUCGCCGAAAUCUCUCCGAGUGGCGAGGAACGAGAUAACAUUAUCACCUUCGAGGUGAUGGUUGAGGUGGUCGGCUCACCCUCUGAGCUGCGUCCCGGCAUGAGUGCCGAUGUCGAUGUUAUUACCUACGAGGAGAAAGAUGUCUUGAUGCUGCCGAUAGAUGCAGUCCAAGAGGAAACAUCGGCAAUCGCCACGGCGAAAGUCGGUGCUGAUGUAGAUGCUUUCAAAACAGACCAAGAAAUUGAACUCAAAACUUUAACCGGAAAGAGCUUCAACGGAAAGGUAACUAGCAUCAGUGGAGACCGAUUGACAAUCAGUCUCGAUAGCUCACAGCGAGGCUUACGUGAUGGCGAACGAACCUUCACACUUCUUGUGAAUGGUAAGCAGAAGGCGGACGGGGUUUCGACAGAUAUUAAAAUCACGAAAGAUAAGUUCGUCAUGCUUGAUUCAGCAGGCGGCAUUGAAAUAGGGAACGAUGCCUCAAAAGGAAAACGAGUUUCUAUUGAGGUGGGCGAGCAGAACGAGACCGACGUCACUAUCAAGAGUGGACUGGUAGAAGACGAUCGGGUGAUCUUACCUAAGCGGCAGGCACCGGCAGAAGACCAAUUUUAA
Messenger RNA from Geodia barretti, 2949 nucleotides. The record is from the annotation of a GenBank genome assembly. Lineage: Eukaryota; Metazoa; Porifera; Demospongiae; Tetractinellida; Geodiidae.